AUGACCUACACGUAUUAUUUGUGGUAUUGGUGGCGUGUAUUGCUACUGUUCAACACGGUCCUUACAACACUGGCUGACGUUUGCCUUUCACGACAUUUUCAUGAUGUUCGAGGCAAUGAAGUCGACGAUUAUAUCAUCUACGGGUUAACACAGGAUUGCCAGAUUUUCUUUAUUCGACCAUCACAAAUACCGUUAUUAUCAACGAUAAAUGUGAACGUUCACAAUUCAUACUGUUAUCCGAAUUUGGUGCAAUUGCACGUUAAGUCACACAACACGUUACUUUUGUUAACAAAACAAGCCGGUAAUCGGAUAUGUACAUUGGAACUGCAGAUUCCACCAACGGAGAUGUUGUUCGGAGAUCACUUGUUCAGCUACUCCUUGCUAUCUUCCUUACCAUAUGCGUCAUGCUCUCAUUCAUCUCCGAAAAUGUUCCGGCUCGAACCAGAUUUGUCUUUUCUCGAUACCGUAUUCAGUGAUGUGCUUUAUUUCAUUGAUGCGGAGUCAACUGGUGCGUUAUGGACAGUGCAUCAGUUCCAGAUCAAUUCCGAAGCUUUAGAAGUAUGGACUGGUCCAGAUUUGGCCAGCGAGUACGUGGUCACUUUGGAUAAUCAACGCAACUUUAUUUAUAUUCGUAACCGAUUUGAACGAAAUCUUCUAUACGAGUGCUCAUAUGAUCUUCUCUUCAGACCAAACACCUUGGUAACGCAUUAUGUGAACACGUCCUCUCAAGAAGAACGUCCAUGGCUGAAUAGUAUGGCUGCUGAUCAAAAUGUCCUUCUAUACACAGAAACCGAUAGGACGGUAAAACCCGCGGUGACACGAUUGUUUGGACUGAAUAUCGACAAGCCGUCCUUAGGUAGAUGUCUCGUCUACACAGACUAUGCCUUCGAUGUUGGCGUAAUGCGCACAUCCACCUUGAAAUUCAUGGAACAAAAUCCGUUGCCGACACGUCUGAACUCCACCCUUGCCACUGACACUUCAUCAGCAAAGAAUCGGGUCACCACACCUUCUUAUUUGCCACGACCGUCUACAUACCGUACCAAGAGCCCUACCACGUCGAAAAAGUCACCCAAACUAACAACUAUCUAUAUGACUUCAACAGAAAAGGUUGUCACGUCAGCAGAGUUUCGUCUCGCGGAGGAACUUGUGGAAUGGUCAACUGAGUUACCAAAAAGUGCCAUGACAUCUAUAGAAAUGGAGAUGGCUAAUGCAGAAUGGUCGACGCAACUACCCAAAAGUGCGUCCACUUCUAUGGAAAUUGACCAAUCUACAUCACAUUCUAUAGAAAUGGAAAAAGCAAAGAUUCUGGAGCGAGAUAAUGACGGUAUCGGCCUGAUGACAACGACGACGAGCAAAUCAGAAGAGGAAGUGGAAUUGAUGAGAAUGGCACCGAAUAUGUCUAGUGUUGGUGAUUUACGAAAUCAAACCAGUGCUUCAGCAGUCAGCUUACACUGGAAAGUGUUACCUGCUCUUUAUUGUGUAUAUGUAUUUGUGUUAGAGUAA
Messenger RNA from Haemonchus placei, 1503 nucleotides. Lineage: Eukaryota; Metazoa; Nematoda; Chromadorea; Rhabditida; Trichostrongylidae. The record is from the annotation of a GenBank genome assembly.